CUGCUGUGCGCAUCCAGUUGUCCAGCAGCCUGCUGCCAAGUGCAGAAGCGGCACUUUCCGAACCAUACACGACGGUGAAAUUGCAGCCCGGUUCACUGACACUUCCACCAUAGUUUGGACUUUCUGAACCAAACUCACUUCGGUCAAGGGGAUCUUCAUAAGUGUCAGAUAACCAGUUUUGCCUUAUCCAUGGCCGUAAACGUGUAUUCGACAUCAGUGACAAGUGACAAUCUCAGCCGCCAUGACAUGCUCACAUGGAUAAACGAGUCCUUGCAGAUGAGCCAUGCCAAGAUCGAGCAACUGUGCUCAGGCGCUGCUUACUGUCAAUUCAUGGACAUGCUGUUCCCAUCAUGUAUUCCAUUGAAGAAAGUCAAAUUCCAGGCCAAACUCGAGCACGAAUCCAUCCAUAACUUUAAACUUCUUCAAGGUUCCUUCAAAAAGAUGGGAGUUAGUAAAAUUAUCCCUGUUGACAAGCUUGUGAAGGGCAAGUUUCAGGAUAACUUUGAGUUUGUGCAGUGGUUUAAGAAAUUCUUCGAUGCAAACUAUGAUGGAAAAGAAUAUGAUCCAGUGGCGGCUCGACAGGGACAAGAAAUGGCAACCAAUCAGAGUCCAGCAGGAGCACCAGUUAACAAGCCAAAGAAAGUCAGCUCAGCUCCACAGCGUUCAGCCACAGCAACUAAGUCUGCAGCAAAGACUGCUCCAGCUGCAACGCGUGCGGCAGGAACAGGUGGGGGCGAUGAAGACAAGGGAGCACUUACUCAGAUGAUAAAUGACUUAAAGGCCACUAUCGCAGACAUGGAGAAGGAACGAGAUUUCUACUUUGGUAAACUCAGAAACAUUGAGCUCAUCUGCCAAGAGAAGGAGGGUGAGAGUGACCCAACGCUGCAAAAAAUUGUGGAUAUUUUGUACGCAACAGAUGAAGGUUUUGUUAUGCCAGAGAAUGAGUCUGGUGAACCGGAAGAGUUUUGACCAGUUAUGGGGUGCCUGUUUUUUAAAUUCCACCCUUGGACACUUACAUGCACGUAUUGGCUGAUUUCUGCUGUUCUACUGCACUUGCCUUUGGUUCAUUGUCUUGGACUUCAGACUUUUGAAUGUCUUUUAUUCAGGGAUGUUCUAUACCUUGAAUUUCAUUUUUAUUGACCAUCAUAACAUUAUUUUUGUGAAUGAAAAAUAAAGUGCUUAUCAAAGACUGUUUGUAAAAAGCAGUCCAUUGA
Molecule: messenger RNA, 1214 nt
Organism: Triplophysa rosa
Lineage: Eukaryota; Metazoa; Chordata; Actinopteri; Cypriniformes; Nemacheilidae
Gene: mapre1a
Product: microtubule-associated protein, RP/EB family, member 1a
Exons: 7
Coding region: 190-969 (259 amino acids)
Biological process (GO): regulation of microtubule polymerization or depolymerization; protein localization to microtubule plus-end; spindle assembly
Cellular component (GO): cytoplasmic microtubule; spindle midzone; microtubule organizing center
Molecular function (GO): microtubule plus-end binding
Source: RefSeq, a predicted model, not a curated record